AUGAGAAUCCAUAACAGAGAAAAGUCUGUCAUCUGUCCUCGAUGUGAAAAAUGCUUCCCAAAUAAAGAAACACUUGCAAUUCACACUAAAGAGUGUCCACACACAUGUCCUCAGUGUGGAAAGAGUUACAAGAGCAAAAAUGGUCUUACAGCCCACAUGAUAAUUCACACAGGACAAAGCCCAUACACUUGUGUUCAGUGUGGAAAGAGUUUCGGACAGAAAUGCAGUCUGGAUAAUCACAUGAGAGUUCACACUGGAGAGCGGCCGUACACAUGUAUUGAGUGUGGAAAGAGUUUCACAUACAAAGGAAAUUUUGAAGCGCACAUGAGGAUUCACACAGGAGAGCGGCCGUACACUUGUCCUCAGUGUGGAAAGAGUUUCACAUACAAAGGAAAUUUUGAAGCGCACAUGAUGAUUCACACUGGAGAGCGCCCGUACACUUGUCCUCAGUGUGGAAAGAGUUACAAGAGCAAAAUUGGUCUUACAGCCCACAUGGUAAUUCACACAGGACAAAGCCCAUACACUUGUGUUCAGUGUGGAAAGAGUUUCACAUACAAAGGAAGUUUUGAAGCGCACAUGAGGAUUCACACAGGAGAGCGUCCGUACACUUGUCCUCAGUGUGGAAAGAGUUUCACGAGGAAACAAAAUCUCAUAGGGCACAUGAUAAUUCACACUGCAGAGCGUCCACACAUAUGUCCUCAGUGUGGAAAGAGAUACAAGAGAAAAAUUGGUCUUACAGCCCAUAUGGUAAUUCACACAGGACAAAGCCACUACACUUGUGUUCAGUGUGGAAAGAGUUUCGGACAGAAAUCCAAUCUGGAAAAUCACAUGAGAGGUCACACUGGAGAGCGGCCGUACAUUUGUAUUGAGUGUGGAAAGAGUUUCAGACAGAAACCCCAUCUGGAUGAUCACAUGAGAGCUCACAAUGGAGAGCGGCCGUACAUAUGUGUUGAGUGUGGAAAGAGUUUCACACAGAAUAGCAAUCUGAAGACCCACAUGACGAUUCACACUGAAAAAAUCCCACACAAAUGUGUUGAGUGUGGUAAGUAUUUCACAACCAAGGGAAGCCUUAAAAUUCACAUGAGACUUCAUCUUGAAGAAAUCCCAGAAACCAGGAGAGCAGAGAAAAAACAUUGA
Triplophysa dalaica is the source of this 1137-nucleotide messenger RNA. RefSeq names its product gastrula zinc finger protein XlCGF8.2DB-like. Gene Ontology annotation, cellular component: nucleus. The coding region runs from base 1 to 1137 and encodes 378 amino acids. The transcript has a single exon. Lineage: Eukaryota; Metazoa; Chordata; Actinopteri; Cypriniformes; Nemacheilidae. Gene Ontology annotation, biological process: regulation of transcription by RNA polymerase II. The record is from RefSeq and is a predicted model, not a curated record. Gene Ontology annotation, molecular function: DNA-binding transcription factor activity, RNA polymerase II-specific; RNA polymerase II transcription regulatory region sequence-specific DNA binding.